AUGGCGUCCUCUCUCCGAAGCGUCCUCUGCUUCCUCUUGACUACCCUUCUACUUCUCGGCUCAACCAAUGCCGCCACAUUCUCGAACCCACUCAAGGACCCAAAUGGUAGUGAUCCCUACGUGGUGUACGUGGAUGGGUACUACUACCUGACAACGACAACAUGGACCGACGUCCAGAUCACUCGGGCCACAACCCUAGAAGGUUUGAAGACGGGCGAGGUCCAAGUUGUAUGGAGUGACACCGAUGCCAGCCGAUGCUGCAGUGUGUGGGCUCCGGAGUUCCACCUUAUUGAUGGAGUGUAA
This is a messenger RNA of Aspergillus puulaauensis, 303 nucleotides long. RefSeq lists its product as uncharacterized. Gene Ontology annotation, biological process: carbohydrate metabolic process. The record is from RefSeq and is a predicted model, not a curated record. Gene Ontology annotation, molecular function: hydrolase activity, hydrolyzing O-glycosyl compounds. NCBI's taxonomy places the organism in Eukaryota, Fungi, Ascomycota, Eurotiomycetes, Eurotiales, Aspergillaceae. The transcript has a single exon. Bases 1 to 303 code for a protein of 100 amino acids.